Molecule: messenger RNA, 1708 nt
Organism: Gloeophyllum trabeum ATCC 11539
Lineage: Eukaryota; Fungi; Basidiomycota; Agaricomycetes; Gloeophyllales; Gloeophyllaceae
Product: TPT-domain-containing protein
Exons: 2
Coding region: 82-1449 (455 amino acids)
Biological process (GO): phosphoenolpyruvate transmembrane import into Golgi lumen
Cellular component (GO): Golgi apparatus; endoplasmic reticulum
Molecular function (GO): antiporter activity; phosphoenolpyruvate transmembrane transporter activity
Source: RefSeq, a predicted model, not a curated record
GGGGGCCCGACGGCGCGGGUGCCGCUCGCUCUGCCGUCCGCAACCACCAUCCGCUUCGUGCUGCUCUGCUGCCUGUGGUACAUGUCCUCCGCGAUGUCGUCGAACACGGGCAAGACGAUCCUGAACCAGUUCCGCUACCCCGUCACGCUCACGCUCGUGCAGUUCGGGUUCGUCGCGGGGUAUUGUCUGCUGUUUAUGAGCCCCGUGGUGAGGUUCACGAGGCUGCGCCGGCCGAGCAGGGAGAUUUUGCGGAAUACGCUGCCGAUGGGGAUGUUCCAGGUCGGCGGGCAUAUGUUCUCGAGUAUGGCGAUUUCGCGGAUACCGGUUAGCACGACCCAUACGAUAAAGGCGCUGUCGCCUCUUUUCACGGUUGCUGCGUAUGCGCUCUUGUUUGGAGUGAGCUAUUCGCCGCAGACGUACAUUUCUCUCGUGCCGCUCACGAUAGGCGUGAUGCUCGCCUGCUCCUUCGACGUAUCCGCGUCGAACUGGGUCGGCCUCCUCUGUGCUUUCGGGUCCGCUCUGGUCUUUGUCUCGUCGAAUAUCUUCUUCAAGAAAAUCAUGCCGUCCGGGUCGUCCCAGACAUCGCAUAAGCUGGAUAAGCUGAACCUGCUGCUGUACUCGUCGGGGAUGGCGUUCCUCCUCAUGAUUCCGAUAUGGCUGUGGACGGACCUGCCGGCGCUGAUGGCGCUGGACCAGGAGCACGGUGGCCAGGUGUAUGCUGGCCACCCGAGCAAAGGACACACGGCGCCGCACUCGGUGACGUAUUCCUUCUUCAUGAACGGCACGGUGCACUUUGCGCAGAAUAUCAUUGCGUUCAUUAUUUUGUCGUCGACGUCGCCGGUGACGUACUCCAUUGCGUCCUUGAUCAAGCGGGUGGUCGUGAUCUGCAUCGCGAUCGUGUGGUUCAACCAGUCGGUGCAUCCCAUCCAGGGAAUGGGUAUCAUCCUCACGUUCCUGGGGCUGUGGAUGUACAACAAUGCGAAGGGCUCUGUCGAGAAGGGCGAGAAUAAGAUGCGGAGAGUCGAAGCUGCGAGGGACUUGCAGCUCCCGACGAGCAUACAGGAAGAAAAGGGAAGCGAGCUCGAGGCGCUGACGACCGCUCCGCCUGUGCCGUACGGCAGGAGCAGGGCCCGGACGAUGGCCGCGGCCCCGCCCCAUCACCAGCAAGAGGCGGAGGAACCUGCGUCCGCCAGGAUAACCGGCUUUGCGCCUUCAGCAGGCCAGCUGUCGCAUCACGAGCACCUGCACCUCCCGCCCGCCCACCGCCCGCCACUCAAAAUCGACCCGAGCCGGAUGACGCAGUCGCAGGCGUCGAAGUACAUCGCGGGGCUCAACCUGCCGUCGCCGACCGACUCGUAUCCCUCGCCACCGCCCUCGCUCGACUCGCCACCGCGGAGUCCACCGCUCGGCGGUGGGUUCACGCACCAGCAUCAGAUCUCUGUGCAGUAAGUUAUGGCCUGUUGUACAUAUUGGACCCCUCCCCUGUCCCUCUUUCGGACGAAGUAUAGAGUAUCUAUAUCUACAGCGUCUGCAAGCACAUCGGCGACAAACCAGAACAUCCGUCCUUGCGAGUGCAUUAUCUUAGAACCCGGGACUUGCACGAUUGAUUAUUACUUGAAAUUAUUAUUUUGUAUUUCGUCUGAUGCAGUGUACAUACUUCUUGGUUUGCGGAUCGUAGCAUACCCUAUACAUAUUCGUUGCAUACUCG